AUGCUGCGGGACGCGGAUAUAGAUGCCCUGAACAGCCACGUCUCAUCCCUGUCCCGGGAAAACGAGCAGCACCAUGCCAGCCUCCAAGACUUGCUCACCCAGUUUCGGAGCUUGCUGGAUGACUACAGUGCUUUGAAGAGCGACUACGAGGAAGUGAAGGAUGGUAGGGAGAAAUACAAAAAGCAGGCCCGCGGUCAGUUCAAGGAACACUUCGUCAAGGCCGGGAGUGAAGGCGGAAUUAAUGCAGCUCGUGAGCUGAGUGACUCGAUCAAGGAACUCAUGCAUUCGACAAUGGGGGCUCAGGCAGACCAGUGUCGGAUUAUGGUUCGUGUCUACGCCAAUCUGCUCGGAUUGUCCAAAGCAUUCGCUCGCGCUGGGCUGUCGGGGCACGAGGCUCGAUCCCUCUCUCCGUUCUGCGCUGCGUUCACCCGAGCGCAGGAUCUAUUUGAUUUUGUAGAUGCUGCGGAAAAGAAGGAAGGAAGUGACUUCAAGAUCCGGGAAAUGUUUCGACUCUUUGCAGAUCUCAACCAAUGCCGGCAUAUUUAUUUUGCUGGAUGUCACGAUACUGGAUACGGCUCCCUGUUGACUCCCCAUAGGGGUAGCGACCGUAUCACCCUUAUCAAAGCUGCAUCGUUCCACCGCGACUUUGAAUCUUUAGGCCUUCCCAUCAGGGAGUUGCCCUCUGUAUUCACCUCAGCACCUUUAGCCAAUACAAACGGCAGCAUCAAACCGGCUGCCUCAAUUAAUGGCAAGCCCAAGCCUGUCCCGACUGCUCCGACGGUUAAGCCGGGCAUCUGCAAGUUUGGCAAUGGUUGCAUCAAACAGCACAUCAUGCCCAACCAACAGCUGUCCCCUCCUCACGAAGAAGAGAAAAGUGCCUCUAAGCAGCUAUGGUCCGCCCCAUCGGUUGUCGGUCGCUCCGAGGAAUUUUUUCAAACCACGCUACCUCUCCCAAGCCUCAAAUCGGAGGAGUUUAUUCCCGUGAAUAAAGACGGAGAUCGCAUCGACACUUAUUGUCCUCCUCCAAACCAGGAAGCGUUUGAAGAAUACCACCGCCGGGCCAAGCUCCACAAAGUCUGCAACAGCUAUCAUCUUUCCGGAGAAUGUGGUGAUAUGAGCUGCCCUUUCGACCAUAGCGAUGUCUCCGACACGAUCAUCGAUGUCCUUAGACACAUGCUCCUUCAGCAUCCUUGCUCUCGUGGCCGCGCUUGUCGAUCGAUAAAGUGCUACUUGGGCCACAUGUGCCAGAAACCUGGCUGUAAGGCUGUGAAGAGCUGGCAAUGCCGCUUCAAUCAACGUGCCCACACUCUUGAUCUGCAGGUCGCUCAGUGGGUCACGCCCAUGGAACAUCCUGACGUGGAUCCAUUCUCCCCCAGCGGCAGCUCUACAGGAGAUACCUCCCCGAGCACUAUCUACUUCGGCUAA
Molecule: messenger RNA, 1425 nt
Organism: Penicillium riverlandense
Lineage: Eukaryota; Fungi; Ascomycota; Eurotiomycetes; Eurotiales; Aspergillaceae
Exons: 4
Coding region: 1-1425 (474 amino acids)
Source: RefSeq, a predicted model, not a curated record